Molecule: messenger RNA, 5173 nt
Organism: Dermacentor albipictus
Lineage: Eukaryota; Metazoa; Arthropoda; Arachnida; Ixodida; Ixodidae
Source: RefSeq, a predicted model, not a curated record
AUGGCCUGCGCCUACGCGUUGGCGAAAUAUCAAGAUGAAAGCCCCAAGGCUCACUCGCAGCCACCUAUCCGCGCAGCGACCACUGGGCCCUGGGUCAUUCCAGAUGUCUUUGACGCCCGUCACAAGCUACGGGACUUUGGUGUCACGGCUUUCCCGCACUGGUACUCCACUGGUCACGUGGCGAAGCGGGCCGUCAUUGGUUCGGAAGCGGUGCUGCCGCCGCGAUGGAAUUCCACCUUGCCCGAAGCUCGCCGCUCCCGCCGCUCGAAACAGAACAGCCUGCGGAAAUGGGACCUGCGGAAGUGGGCGGUCUUCGCGGUCCUGCUGUUGAUGCUCGUCUCCCUGCACAUGUACGGCGUUCAACAGUACAGCCUCGCUACCAGGGCGGUCUGGUACAAGAGAUUCCUGACCAACCGGACGCGCUUCUCGAACGAGUGCCGUGGUUGCUGCCGCCCCGCGCUGAACGUGUUCCUGCUGAAGACUCACAAGUGUGCCGGCUCCACGGUGCAGAACGUGCUCAUGCGUUUCGGCGACCGGCGCAACCUCUCGUUCGCCCUGCCCAGAGAAGGCAACUACUUCGGACAUCCCAAGCCCUUCUCUCUGUCCAUGAUCCCAGCAGACAUGAUCCCUCCGUGGGGCUUCAACAUCUUUUGCCACCACGUGCGCUUCGGCAGCGACGACCUGCGGCGCCUGAUGCCCCCGGACACGGUGUUCAUCACCAUCCUGCGCGACCCGGCGCGCCUCUUUGAGUCCCUGUACUUGUACUACCACCUGGAGAACCAUACUGGCGUCUCGCUGGAGGCCUUCCUCAAAAGCGACACCAAACAGCACUGGCUGGACAUGCACCGCUACGCUGCUCGCUUCGGCCGCAACCAGAUGCUCUUCGACCUCGGCAUGGACACCUCGGGCCGCACCAACGACUCCGAGGUGGAUGCCUUCAUCCAGCACAUCGAGGAGAGCUUCCACCUGGUCCUCAUCGCAGAACUUUUCGACGAGUCGCUCAUCCUACUCCGAGAUUUGCUCUGCUGGGACACCCAGGACGUGGUCUACUUCGAGCACAACCAGCGCAUGCAAAAAGCGGCUGCCGGCCGCGGCAGCAACAAUGGCGUCGACAAGGGUGACAGCGCUCUUCGUCGCGAGAUGGAGCGGUACAACGCGGGCGACGGUCGCCUGUACCGUCACUUCCGACAGAAGAUGGAGCGCCUCAUUGACGAAUACGGCCGCAAGCGCAUGCGUCAGGAGGUGGACGGCCUGAAGUUGUGGAAGAGCCUGCUCUACGAGCACUGCGUUGAGAAGCUCGAUUCCGGCCGCACGGUUGCGUACGAGACGCGCGAGUACAGCGACGACGUCUACAGCAUUGUUCUACGUUCGGGAGUCAACAACCGACUCUGCCUGGACAUGGCGCGCGCCGAGCUCCCGUACACCGAGCGACUCCGGCGUAAGCAAAGGCUCCUGGCGCGCAGCAGCCACUGGUGGACACUGCCGUGGUCAUCCGGGGACGGAGCGCCAGAUGAACCGGCAGUCGCCAGCACGCGGGGUCAACUGCUCAGACGGGCGGUCAGUGCCAGGCAAAGAGCGCGUCGGCGUGUGGCCAAAGGUUGACCGGCGCGUGGUCGGAGCUACCGGCGAACGACUCUCAGCUACGAAUGUCAGCGCUGCCACCGCUGUCGGGAAAUGGGCUUCCAGUCUCCUCACCAAAACUUGGCUCCAGCAUAAGUCACCAAAUUAGUCGAGGUAUGAAGAGGGCUGGCCCCGGCGCUAGCCAUUUCAGUAUCGGGUCUUCCUCGACCCGUAAUUCGCCGGGAAGAGCAGUCUCAAGUGGCUAAGAGGCUUGCAGCCUGCUGGCCAGGAAGUGGCUGGGGCACGAGUUUGCGGAUGAUUCGAGCUUCGAAGAUAGCCCCAGCUCCAAUGCCAAGUGUUCUGGCAUGCGCUUCGUAUGGCCAAGUAUUUGUCAGCAAAAGCAGUUGCGAGUGACCAAAAAAGCUCAAUGUGUGACCCUGAUUUCACACAAUGGUUCUGGAGUCUCGCUUCCGAAGGGUAGUUGUAGCACUGGUCUCCAAGUCAGUGACUUUAAGCAGAAAAGGAUCAAAUAUAUACAUCCGUGCAGCAUUCCAUGAAACGGGCUCUGCAAGACUUCAAGUGCUUCGAAAUGAAGUCCAGCAAGUUCUUUGUGAGCCUGAAGGUGUCUUCUGCUCUGCAUUUCAUGCAUGUGCUGUGCCUGUGAUAAUCAAGGGCUUGUGAUAUGCCCUUCUGCCAGCAGUUUGCUGUGAUUCGGCUCACUGCUGAAAAUGUUAUCAGUGCUGAGGAAGGACAUAGGGGACAUGAUCUGCUCAUUGAAGACAUUGAACAUGCGUGUGUAGGAUAUGUCUGUAUGCUUGCAAUUUAUAAGGACUACAUUGUUUAGGACAUGUGUAUUAGCUUGUGCAUAUGUGUGUGUAUAGACGUGAAAUUCAGUGGUGUGGUGCUUAGGCAUGGUGCAGCUUCUCGCUGCCACUUAAUUUGUUCUGUGCUGUACAUUGUCAGUCAGUCAAUCAGUCAAUUCUAGCGUAUCUGUGUUGUGAAUGUGGUCUUCGCUAAAUGCAGGAGUGUAAAUGUGAACAUUACAAGAGCAACUAGUUGUUUUAUUCCAAUGGGCUGCUGAGACAUCGACAGUGUAUGACAGCAAUCUAGGCUUCGAAAUUGUUUUUUGAAAGAUGCGACCAUACCAUCAGUCUGGACCAAAAUACCGUUCAGUGUUGAUAUCUAACUAUGUGUCAACACAUGUUGUGAGUAGUUUCCUGUCACAGUAUAUCACAAUUGAAAUUAACAAGGCAGUGGCUAGUAUUAAAUCGUAAUGUAAUGUUGAGCUGAACUAUAAAGCUCUUGCGAGCAAAGCUGUGUUAGAGCAUGUGCUCCUAAUAUGAAAAUGUUUUAAUUUCUGCUUGUUAGUUUCAAACAGUGGUCUUCCUUGGUUAAUCUCUGUUUAUAGCUCAGAUUUUUUACUGACACCAAGGAUAUUACUUAUGUAUUUUAUGUUUCAAGUUGACUGCCGUCAUGGUAUUUAAUAUUCAGUGCACUACACAUAGAAAGAAGUGUUCUACGCUUCUCGUAACUUGGAUGGCAUAAGUUGAUACAUCGUGACUUUAAGGUGACGAAUAGUUGAAAUUUUGGCAUGGGCAACCAGCACAACAAACUCUGUAGUCUUCGAAUGGGAGGUCGUCUUUUCUUAAGUCAUUCUCGCUUGUUGAAAAUGCCUUUCUCAUUCAUUCUAUGUUUGUAAAACACAACAAACCUUUCUUUGUUUUCAUUAUGUGGCUAUCACCAAAAUCGUGCGUGUGAAGUUUUCUGAUUGCAAGAGCGCACUAUUGUACUGUUAAUUGAGUUUCCUCCUUUUUUAUAUUUUGCCCUAGAUUGGUUCAUUUUUGUAACAUCAUGUGAGAGCUUUAACAGAUGUUAAUGUUCUUUUGUCGUGCAGCUUCUCGUUGUAAUACACAGCAUCCAAAAGUAACAGUUGCACGUUAUGCUUUAUGGCAUUACAAUCCCAAUUUCAAACCACACACUGUUCCACAAAUAUGUGCACUCUCAAGUUCACAUGCUCUUGUUGAAGGACCAGCUACUGACAUCAAACCCUUCAGCUCAUUCCUAUAACAGAAAGCCUAACCAGCAUUUUCUGAAACAAGUUUGUCUAGGUGUUAUCACAAUAACCUCUCUAGGCCACAGAAAACAAGGUCACAAAUGUUGCAGCACAUGCUGUAUUAGUAAAUGUAGUCAAUUUAAGACCAAUGCUUUCAGACACAGUUGGACUUAUGUACAACAAAUUCUUGUGCUUUGUGUUUUCUUCUAAGUUUUAGUGACAAACAAAAUUUUAAAACAGUUUUUUACAGCAACACGAUCAUGUUGCUCAUGUCUUGUGAGUCAGUAUUGUGCAUGGUGAAAAUAGACUGGUGUCGGUAAAACUACCGCUCAUCGUGGUAUGGCUCCGCCUGAUGCCCUGUGAAGAAUAAUGGAAGUAGUGUCUCCUUAGCAUUUAGGUAUUUUCCUUUUGCCUCUGUCACUUGUCACCGCAGUAUUUGCAGUCGUGUUUAAAUGACUAUUCACAAUAGCCACAGAAUAAUUCUUGCAGCUGCAUGUGGAAGAAGUUAGGGUUGCAGUGCACGAUAUAUGUCAUUAGAAUUCAAUUGCACUGCAGGGGUAUUUAGCUGCAUAUUAGAACUCGACACGAAGUGAUAAGCAAGAAAAUAAUAAAGCUUACGAUGAAACGCAAGCGGUUCUGAUGAACUUUGUUGUUUCGAGCCAGUAUACUCAUAAAUCUUCACAAUACGAAGUGCCCAUUACGGGAUACAUUCGCUGAAGCGAGAGGACUUCCACUAGCGUAAAAUAAUAGAUGACGUGUACAUACUACCUCUCCUCGGCUCCUUUCUUAAAGAUAUUGCCAGACUUGUUAGCACUGCUUUCUUUUUCUUCCUCUCACUGCCAGUCAUCCUGCAGUAAUGUGUGUGCCGUGUUGAUGUGAGCCUACUGUAGCAAAAAUAAUUGCAUGAGGUAUUCUUCGGAUUUCAAGCACCCCACACUUAAUUCGUAUGAGUCAGCAUCAUAGCCUUGAAUCCCUUGUGCUGCUUGUUGGUCGUAUUCACGAUAGGUGAAUGCGAGGACAGAUGUCUGCACUUCAGAUGGCAUCACUAAUGUGCUGCUCCAGUCGCAAUUCUUGUUAACCUACUUACUGGCGCUUGUUACUGAGUGGUCAACGGCUCACUUAACUGUGCUGAGAACUUCAGGUUUUCCUCUACCUUUCCAUGAAGAAGGCAUGCUUUCAUAUUUUUCUAGAAUUAAACAUCUACAAAAUAAUUGGUUCCGAUUUUUGGCACAAGCAUUGAACAUCCAUAACGAUUUUUUUUUUACAUGUUUGGGAACAUGCGUGAAUUGGUGUCUACAACUGUCGAAUGUGGUAACACCACCUGUGUAGAAGAGCUUGCUGAAAUAUGGCAUCGACCUGUGUGAUCAGAUUGAGCAACGGACUAUGGCGCGACGGCGUAAAGAUAGCACCGAUCGAGAUUUCUGCGGUUUUGCAUCUGCGUGGUGCUUGAUGCUGACGUCAUAUACACCGUUAAAUGGAGCCAAAUGCCACAAUAAACGACGUUAGCCUUAUGGACUGCUUUUAUAUAUUUUUCCGAAGCUGUGCAUAUAUAUAUAUAUA